AUGCAUCUCUCAAAAGGUCAAACAUAUGAGAAGCUAGAAGACAAAGAAUCCUCGGAUUUAACAGACGGGAGUUCAUCCGAGCACUCGCUCUUACGUGAUGGACAGUCUGGCCGUCUAGAAACCUGGAACAUCCGGGAUUCUGUCCAGGUGUCUCGCCGGCGAUUAGUGGGUUUUAUGAUUGCUGGAUUGGUCCUAGCAACCAAUAUCUGCACAAUGGGAAUCUGCUUUCUCUACUUUUCCUCAGGGAAUACUCUCCUUCGAUGGACAUCAGGCUAUUCACCAAUAUUUGAUCGCCUCCAUAUCCCCGCAAUAUCUAAGGAGCUUCAUAUCCCACUUUUCCCCAACAUAUCAGAUCCCCGAGAUAUCUAUCGCUUGCCACCAUCCCCUGAGGUAGACGCUGCUUGGGAUCGGAUAUCCAACAUUGGCCUGCACAGUAUCUCGGAGACAGACGUCCGCCGCCUCGGAAAGGACCCUAUGCUAGCCAUCCAUUCUCCCACUGAGUGGUGGUCGGAGGAAUGGGGUUCAGGAUGGAUGGUAGAGAUUGACGCAUUCCAUCAGAUUCAUUGUCUCAAUGCCCUCCGUAAAGGGUUGAUAACAAACUAUCAAUACUAUUGGGGAGAUCGCUAUGACUUAGAGCCCCCCGUAACAUUUGCCAUGCAUCUGAACCAUUGCAUGGGGGCAUUGUUGGAGAAUCUAAUGUGCCAUGCUGACGUGGAUACCGUGACUUACAACUGGCGUGAAACGCAAGUGUCUCCCUUUCCAGAUUUUGCCAUCCGCAAACAAUGUCGGGACUUCAAUGCGAUUUUGGAGUGGCAGGAGAAGCACAAGUUGAAGAACGGCCACGACCGCUGGUAUGCCUUUGAGAAGCCCGCGGAUGCGAAGCAACGAGAAGUGCCUCCCGGUCUUACUGAGUUGGGAGAGGGCACAGGCAGGAAAAAUGGGCAGCCGGUACAGCGACUUGAUGGAUUACCACCCCAGUGCGUGUGA
This is a messenger RNA of Talaromyces atroroseus, 987 nucleotides long. RefSeq lists its product as hypothetical. The record is from RefSeq and is a predicted model, not a curated record. The coding region runs from base 1 to 987 and encodes 328 amino acids. The transcript is spliced from 2 exons. NCBI's taxonomy places the organism in Eukaryota, Fungi, Ascomycota, Eurotiomycetes, Eurotiales, Trichocomaceae. Gene Ontology annotation, biological process: mycotoxin biosynthetic process.